AUGGGUCACAUGAGACCUCUGCAGUGGUUAUUGGGGAAAUGGGAAUCCCAGACUGGAGAAGGAUUUUUCUCAACGAUUGAACCAUUCAAGUACAAUGAAAAUGUGGAAUUCUCCAACAUUGGGCAGCCUGUCAUCAAUUAUUCAGCCACAUCAUAUCAUGCUGGGAAUGGAUCUCCAAUGCAUGUGGAGUCUGGAUUCAUUCGCUGCCACCCUGACAGUGGAAAGAUUGCCUUCAUGACAGCACACAACUUUGGUGUUGCCAUGAUAGAAGAGGGAUUUAUGAAUGAAGAUGGUGAUGAAAUGGUACUUGAAAGUUUCCAGACCUCCAGGAUGUCUUUCUCCAAGGUGCCAACUGUGACCCAAGAGAUGUGUGGGAAAACCACUGACAAGUAUGUUGAAUAUGAGGGGACACUUGUAUUUAUUGAUCUCAUGCUUCAGAAGAAGGAAGCCUAUCGACAUGUCCUCUUCAAUUCUUCUUUUACUGCAUAUUGGAAACCUUUAAUGCUGCUGCUUCUGUUUGAAGCAUACAGACGAUGGCAUCAACUAAGAAAGCCUCAAGCUCUGGAAUCUUAUGUGGAACUCGAAUGGGGUUUUUAUGUAAUCCUCAUUGCAGUUUCCCUAGAAUUCCUUAUGUACCUGAGAGUGGCAGGUGGAUUGGCAAGUCAGUUGUCUCAAAGUGCCUACCAGAGGGAGAAGAGUCGCCGGUGGCGAGAUGGAAUCAAUGCCCUCAUCCUGGCAUCUUAUGGUGAGAGCUUCAUGGUUCUCGGUCUCCUCUGGGAUCAAGACCAAGAUAUCUUCUACUUCACCUUCACCACCCUCUUCAUCCUUGUCUCUCAUGCUCAGGCAUUCUCUGUCGUUUCCAGUGUGUCAUCUGCCAAGUCACUUGUGAUUGUGACUUGCCUUGCAGCCUCAUUUGCUUCACUCGACCAUGGUGUCUCCCGUUUUUUAGCUAAACUUCUCUUCUAAUCCAAAUGCAUGUAACAGUGCUUGAUUCUACCCACUGUGAUACUUGAUUGUGCUGUUUUUGUAUUUCCUUUGCAAGUGCC
Messenger RNA from Darwinula stevensoni, 1046 nucleotides. The record is from the annotation of a GenBank genome assembly. NCBI's taxonomy places the organism in Eukaryota, Metazoa, Arthropoda, Ostracoda, Podocopida, Darwinulidae.